AUGCCUGCGACACCAUCGCCAGAGCGGAGCCCCAGCUCCCAAGGAGGCAGCGAGCACCAUGUUGAGCCAACCAUAGAGAUAGAGGAUGCCAUUGCCGCCGACAAUGACUCAACCCUGGGCGAGGAGUCUGACCAGUCCCACGUGUCCCUCUCGUCGAGCAUCAUGGCAUAUCGAGAAGAAAACGGCCGACGUUAUCAUGCCCUUAGUAGCGGCAACCUCCAGCACGAGCUCUACGUCCGCACCUUACACGGGGAGCUCGCACUCUGUCCAAAAGCUAGAGACGCGAAACGAGUUCUAGAUAUAGGCACUGGCACUGGAUCAUGGGCCAUUGACUAUGGCAAGUGCUGUUUUGAAGCUGGCCAGAAUCUCGGACGCCCCGUAUUCCCCACCACCGAGUACAAGAACUACCUCGCAGCCGCCGGCUUUGAGGAGUUGGGUAACUGGACGCGUGCCAAUAUUGCUGGUGGACUUGACGGUCUUUCUCUCGCCUACUUCACACGCGGCCUGGGUUGGACGCCUGAGGAGACACGUGUGUUUUGUGCACAUACCAGGAAGGACAUGGAGAAUCCUAAGAUAUAUGCUUACUGGCCGAUCGGCAGCUUUACUGAUGAUGCCUCUUGUGUCAGAUAUUUUGUCUAUGGGAGGAAGCCCUUGACUGCCGAGUGA
Messenger RNA from Fusarium vanettenii 77-13-4, 666 nucleotides. RefSeq lists its product as uncharacterized. The transcript is spliced from 7 exons. Bases 1 to 666 code for a protein of 221 amino acids. The record is from RefSeq and is a predicted model, not a curated record. Lineage: Eukaryota; Fungi; Ascomycota; Sordariomycetes; Hypocreales; Nectriaceae.